GUCAAUCUGUCAAAAUGGCACGUCAGCAGCAGGAUGUCGAUGAGCUUUUCGAUGUGAAAAAUGCGUUUUUUGUUGGAAAUUAUCAACAAGCUAUCAAUGAGGCACAAGGAAUUAGUCCGUCUACUCCACUGAUAGCUCUUCAACGUGAUACAUACUUGUACCGAUCAUACAUCGCGCAGGGCAACUACAGGAUCGUGCUGCAAGAGCUGAAGUCUGCAGAUCCCUUGCUACAGCCACUCAAGACUCUGGUGGACUACUUGUCUCCAGGGGCCAACAAGCCCGCUGUUGUUGCUGAUGUUGAUGCUAGGGUGGCAAAGGGCACGGAACUGGCAAAUGAAGUAUUCCUAACUGUAGCAGCCACUAUCUACUACCACGAGGAGAAUUAUGAAGCUGCUCUUAAGAUCCUCCACGGCGCCGAGUCCCUGGAGCUGCGAGCGUUCACCCUGCAGUGUCUGCUGGCCAUGAACCGCCCCGACCUCGCUCGUAAGCAGCUGAAACUGUUGCAGGAUGUUGAAGAUGACGGCACGCUCACACAACUCGCUCAGGCUUGGCUGAAUCUGGCUCAGGGCGGGCCGGGCGUGCAGGACGCGCACUACAGCGUGAUGGAGCUGUCGGAGCGGCUGGGCGCGCUGGGCGCGGGGCCCGCCGCCGUGGGCGCCGCCGCCGCCGCCUCCAGGGGCAUGUGGGAAGAGGCUGAGCAGAUGUUGUCGGAGGCGCAGGCGCGGUCGCCGCAGCAGCCCGACCUGCUGCUGGGGCUGGCCGUGUGCGCCGCGCACGCCGGGAAGGCGCCCGAGGUGUCAUCCCGCUACCUGGCCCAGCUGAUCGACAGCCACCCGGAGCAUCCGUUCACCAAGGACUACCAGGCCAAGAGCAACGAGUUCAAACGCCUCGCCGCACAAUACCAACCCAGUGUGGCUAGUUAGAGAGAUGUACCUUGGUCAUUAUAAAUGAAUAUUCCAUUAUCAGAGUAUGUAUUAAACUUAAAAAAUAUUAAUAUUAUAAUUGAGUUACUUUA
Messenger RNA from Pectinophora gossypiella (pink bollworm), 1015 nucleotides. It is a transcript of the gene epsilonCOP, whose product is annotated as coatomer subunit epsilon. Gene Ontology annotation, cellular component: COPI vesicle coat. Lineage: Eukaryota; Metazoa; Arthropoda; Insecta; Lepidoptera; Gelechiidae. The record is from RefSeq and is a predicted model, not a curated record. The coding region runs from base 15 to 923 and encodes 302 amino acids. Gene Ontology annotation, biological process: intra-Golgi vesicle-mediated transport; retrograde vesicle-mediated transport, Golgi to endoplasmic reticulum; endoplasmic reticulum to Golgi vesicle-mediated transport. Gene Ontology annotation, molecular function: structural molecule activity; protein binding. The transcript is spliced from 7 exons.